Molecule: messenger RNA, 1308 nt
Organism: Lodderomyces margitis
Lineage: Eukaryota; Fungi; Ascomycota; Pichiomycetes; Serinales; Debaryomycetaceae
Gene: DFI1
Product: Dfi1p
Exons: 1
Coding region: 1-1308 (435 amino acids)
Source: RefSeq, a predicted model, not a curated record
AUGCAAGGAUCAAUACCAGAGAAACAACAACAGCAACAUCUCCACAAUAGCUAUAACUCUAGCAAGCACAACCAGCGGUCGAAAAAACUAUAUCUUUAUGGAACUAUAUUGAAGAGUUUCUGUUUCCUCACAAUUUUGAUUUCAGUGGCCUAUUUGUACUCCACAUCACCAUCAUUUUCAUCAAUUGUGUCACAUCCAUGUUCAGUAUUUAAGAGCAGCAUCAGUACCACCAAAAACAACCUAACCAUCGUCUCUAAUUCGACUGAUGGUGGCGUUUCACCUGAUAAUACAGUUUUAGCAACUGCUACUGCUACUGCAACUACAACUACAUUCACUUCAAUAGACAACAGUGAUAAUCUUGACCAAACUAUGGGAUUCCAUAGAAAAAGAAACACAGGAGCAAAAAAGCAAAAGAAACAAAAGAAACAAAAGAAUCGUAACCAAAAGAAACGGGCUGAUAACUCAACAAGUGAUGGUUUUUUCUCAUCUACAUCAGGUGAUGGGUUUGGUACUAGUAGUAGUACCUCAUUUGGAUUUGGACAAUCUUCAUCAAGUUCAACUUCGUUCCUGUCGUCGUCUUCAUCCAGUUCAUCAUCAUCAUCGAGAAGCUCAAGUUCGAGUUCAAAUUCAUCGCCUUCAACAACUUCCUAUGGUAAUCCAUUUUCGACAUCUUCAUUCACUUUCUUCGAUUCUAGUUCCUCGUUUGAUACCCUGUCUGAUAGUUCGAGUUCCUCAAGCUCAUCAUCCUCAUCAUCAACCACAACCAGUUCAUCUUCUUCCUCAUCUUCAUUUGCUUCAGAAACUGGCGAACCUAGCUCGUCAUCUUCAUCAACAAGUUCAUCAUCUUCCUCCUCAAGUGAAGCCCCGGAAACGACAUCGCAAUCCAGUACCACUUCUUCGUCUUCCUCGUCAACUGAGGACAGUGAUUCCUCGGAUACAUCAGCAAGUUCGCGUAGUUUGACAACUUUGAGUUCAGUUGAAAAUGGUAAAACAGUUGUUGUUACCCAAACAUCAUUAAUUUCUUCUCAAGCCCUGGAAACAGAAAAUGCCAACAGCCGUAACUCAAACAACAAUGGUGGCGGAUUAUCACAAACAAACAAGAUUGUCGUUGGUGUAGUUGUUGGAGUCGGUGGGUCGAUUUUACUUGGUAUUAUUGGAGUCCUCUUUUAUCUCAAGAGAAGAAAUAACCGUGACCCAGAAGCAGGAUGGACUUUCUGGAGAAAGAAUGAAAAAUUGGGCAGUGAUGAAUUCUUCAAUGGUGAGUUGGGAGUUAGAGAUAGGAAUAUUAAUCAAGGAUCAAACUUUUAG